GAUGGCGCUGGGCGGUGGCGGGGAAGGCGCGGCGGGGCGCGGGCGGCGGCGGCGGGCGGCGUGACCCCGCCGGGGGGCGGCCGCGCUGUAUGGGGCCGGGGGCCGGCCGGCAUGGAGGGGGUGCUGUACAAGUGGACGAACUACCUGAGCGGCUGGCAACCUCGAUGGUUUCUCCUCUGUGGUGGCAUCCUGUCCUAUUAUGACUCUCAGGAAGAUGCCUGGAAGGGUUGUAAGGGAAGCAUCCAAAUGGCCGUUUGUGAAAUUCAAGUUCAUCCUGCAGAUAACACACGAAUGGACCUGAUUAUCCCAGGGGAACAAUACUUCUAUCUGAAGGCAAGAAAUGCAGUUGAAAGGCAAAAAUGGCUGGUUGCACUAGGAACUGCCAAAGCCUGUCUGACUGACAGCAGGACACAGAAGGAAAAAGAGUUCACUGAAAACACAGAAGCCUUGAAGACUAAAAUGUCUGAACUUAGACUGUACUGUAACCUCCUUGUUCAGCAAGUGCAUAAAACGAAGGAAGCAAGCAUUUCUGGUGUAUCAGAACCAGAGAAUGAGAUUGAUAUGGGAGCUCUGUUAAAAUCAACCUGUGACACCUUCCUGAAGACUCUUGAAGAAUGUAUGCAGAUUGCAAAUACUGCCUUCACUUCUGAGUUACUGCAUCAGACCCCACCUGGAUCCCCAAAUUUAGCAGUUCUCAGAACAAGCAAGGUAAAGCACUCUGUCUUGUCCAGUCACACCUCAACAGAAAGGCAGAUGGAAUUGAACCCCUGUGAAAAUGGCUGUGUGAAAGCAGAAAUUAACCAUCAAGAGCAAACGCUUAUUAAAAGUCUGGAAUGUUUAAACUUGGAAACAAGUGAGGGGAACAGUGAUGUUUCUGUUGAAGAUCACAUAGCAGAGGAUUUGUCAGGCAUUAAAGAAGAUGGAGAAGACAAGCUGCAAGCUGUAGAAAGCUGUGCUGCCCACAAGUUGUUGCAGUCAGAAACAAAUUCUUUAAGUAGAUUGACUCCGUGUGAGGAAGACAGAAAUGAAAAUGAUUCUCCAACCUUCUUCAGUGUCAUGAGCAAUAGGUUCAGUGAUAUUGAACUUCGGGAGGAGGAGGGCAUACCCACAGAGGAGUUUCUGGAAUCAUGUUAUGCAAUUGUGCCUGUUCUGGACAAGCUGGGACCAACUGUUUUUGCUCCUGUUAAAAUGGAUUUUGUAGGCAACAUCAAGAAAAUAAACCAGAAAUUUAUUACCAACAAAGAAGAGUUUGAUACCCUUCAGAAGAUCGUGCUCCAUGAAGUGAACGCAGGGGUAGCACAAGUUAGAAACUCUGCUACAGAGGCUCUCCUGUGGCUGAAAAGAGGCUUAAAGUUCUUGAAAGGGUUUUUGACAGAAGUGAAGAAUGGGGAAAAGAAUAUCCAAACAGCUCUGAACAAUGCUUAUGGAAAGACAUUACGGCAGCACCAUGGUUGGGUUGUCCGAGGGGUCUUCGCGUUGGCUUUAAGGGCAGCUCCAACAUAUGAAGAUUUUGUGGCAGCUCUGUCUGUAGAGGAGUGUGAUCCUCAGGAAGAAACAUUUUACAAAGGAAUGCAGAGGGACCUCAACAUUUACUUACCAGCCAUGGAAAAGCAGCUAAAUAUCUUGGACACUCUCUAUGAAGUACAUGGUUUGGAAUCAGAUGAGGUGGUAUGACUACAGCAAGACCACAUCUUAAAAAUUCAGGGACUGUGUCUGUUAACAAAGAUUUCUUCCAUUUUGGUUUUUUUUGGACAUCAUUUCUGUUCAUUGUAUCUUUUCCGAUGGGAAGGGUGUUGUGAUUGUUUUGGGGGAAGAUUGUGUGAUUUUUAAUUUUUUUGUUAUGCUUGUUUUGCAUUUAGAUGCAGAGGUACUGUUUCUCUUUGGGUCAUAACUGUGUCUGUGAUGAAUGUUUUUGACUGUUUCUCUUCUACCUGUGCACUUCCUCUUCUCUUCACCUCAUAAAAGUAACAGAGCAGAAUUUGGCCUUUGCUCCUGUACCUUAGGAGAGACCUGCAUGUGCAGCAGAGCUGUUGUGUGCUGUCAGCACAGCACCCAGGCAGGCACUGCUGGCUCUUCCUCUCCCACUCCCUGUGCCCGCUCCCUGCCAUGGUGUAGGAGGGCAGGGGUACUGAGCGUUAUUGUUACCGUGGUAGCAGAAGAGAAGGGCAGCUGAACACCAGCUUCCAAUGCAGUGAGUUAGUCCCUCAAUUUGGGUUGAGGCUUUUUAAUGCAAAUACUUAAAUAUUUGCAUUAAAUAAAUAUUUAUUAAGGUAAAUAAAUAUUUUAAUCCAAAUGUUACAGACAUCUUCACCACAGAUGUGUGUGACUGGUUGUUUGAGCAGCCCCAGAAACCAGCCUUUGAAACAGGGUGUUGUGUUCCCUGACCAGCUCCCAGUGUGUGCCAUGGUUUCCCUGUCAGCUCCUACCAGUGGACUACAAGAAAUUUGCUGCCACAGACUGACAGAGCCCAGCUAAUUUCAAGAGUGCUUUACAUAAGCAUUUGAAGAUCAUGUCUAUCAUCCUGGCUUAUUAAGGUUUUGGUGGGAUUUUCUGUUUUGGGUUUUAGGGGUUUCUUAAAUCAAAAUCACACAAAACCAGAAUAUUUGCUUUUAAAUUGAAUACAGCUAGCAGUUUAAAAAGCAGAUAUCAUUAGAAUCCUACCUGGGCUGUCAGUAUGGGCAGAAACUUCAUGAAAGUGGAUGUGAAAUGAAGAAAGUGUAGGGAAGCUAGAAUUUGUGAUGGAGCUAUUAUUACACAUUGGCCCAAUUACAAAUCUUGACUUUUGUAAUUAUUUAGAAGUGACUGAAAAUUAAGAAAGUAGGGUUUCCCCUUUUUCCCAUUUUGCUGAUAUAGAUAAAAAUGUGCUCCUUAGCAUUGCUGCUAUUAAGAAUAAUAAAGAAGUCCUUUUAGCUAGUGAUAUGGUUAAGGACUGUGCUAAUGAGGUACUUAGAAUUAGUAAGUCUUCGUAAAUACAGAAGUCA
Molecule: messenger RNA, 2981 nt
Organism: Chiroxiphia lanceolata (lance-tailed manakin)
Lineage: Eukaryota; Metazoa; Chordata; Aves; Passeriformes; Pipridae
Gene: PLEKHA8
Product: pleckstrin homology domain containing A8
Exons: 14
Coding region: 112-1674 (520 amino acids)
Biological process (GO): intermembrane lipid transfer; ceramide transport
Cellular component (GO): cytosol; membrane; cytoplasm
Molecular function (GO): ceramide 1-phosphate transfer activity; ceramide 1-phosphate binding
Source: RefSeq, a predicted model, not a curated record